Molecule: messenger RNA, 1377 nt
Organism: Humulus lupulus (European hop)
Lineage: Eukaryota; Viridiplantae; Streptophyta; Magnoliopsida; Rosales; Cannabaceae
Exons: 5
Coding region: 169-1185 (338 amino acids)
Source: RefSeq, a predicted model, not a curated record
CUGCUGAGGUCAAACCAGAGAAAAAAAGAGAAAUUUCCUAAUAGUACAGAAACCAUCUCAACAGAGCAUUUCUGGUAAACUCAUGUCAGCCCUUGUUGUCGCUUCAAAUCAGGUCUGGUUUCCAGAACAGCUCUCACUGUGGUGAUUGGUGUUUUGGGUGUUAUUUUCAUGGCUGCUCAUCAACUUCCACCUCCACAGGGUUCUGCUCUUCCUGAUGAUCCUCCUAUUACUUCACCAAGAAUUAGAUUGAAAGAUGGAAGAUUUUUGGCUUAUAAAGAAAAGGGUGUCCCCAAAAACAGAUCAACCUACAGAAUCAUUAUAGUUCAUGGCUUUGGAAGCUCUAAAGAAAUGAGCUUUUUAGCUCCCCAAGAGCUGAUAGAGGAGCUGGGUAUAUAUUUCCUGUUAUAUGACCGAGCGGGGUAUGGAGAAAGCGAUCCAAACCCGACACAUUCAGUCAAGAGCGAAGCACUAGACAUCCAAGAACUAGCUGAUCAGCUACAAAUAGGGUCCAAAUUUUAUGUGAUUGGAGUCUCAAUGGGGUCAUAUCCCACUUGGAGUUGCCUCAAAUACAUACCAGACAGGUUAUCAGGUGUGGCUUUUAUUGUCCCAGUUGUGAAUUAUAAGUGGCCUUCAUUUCCUCACAAGCUGAUCAGAGAUGACUAUAGGCGAAAAGUUGUUCAAUGUGGACUUUGGAUGGCAAACCAUGCCCCUGGGUUACUAUAUUGGUUGGUGACUCAAAAAUGGUUACCUACAACUUCUUCUGUUAUGAACAAAAAGCCUGUACUGUUCAACAGCAGAGAUAUCGAUGCCCUCAAAACAACCAAGGGAUUUCCAAUGCUCACACCGGAGAAGUUACAACAUAAAGGUGUUUUCGAUACUCUUCGUGAGGAUUUUGUGGCUGCUUAUGGCGAAUGGGAGUUCGAUCCAAUGGAGCUAAGAAAUCCAUUUCCUGAUCAGAACCAAAGCUCUGUCCACAUUUGGCAAGGUUAUGAGGAUAAGGUGGUGCCAUAUGAGCUACAAAGAUAUGUUUCAAGUAAGUUGCCUUGGAUAAAGUAUCAUGAGGUUGCUGAUGGUGGCCAUUUGAUUGUGCAUUAUAAUGGUUUGUGUGAAGCAAUUUUGAGAGCACUUUUGCUUGGUGAAGAGCCUCUUGAGUAUAGACCUAACAUACCCAAAGUUGUAGUUUAGUCAUAGGAAUCUUCUUCUCAUUGUCAAAACUAUUGAUUGUGAUUUAUUUUUUCUUAUUCUUUGAUUUUAAAAAAAAAAAGGAAAAGAAAAGUUUGUUGGUUGUGCAUAUUAUUAUUGAUAGAUUUUAUUGUAAAAUUGUACAUUGUGUUAGUUGUUUAACAAUUCAGAGAAAGAAAUUGGUUAUUGGUUUCA